This is a messenger RNA of Danaus chrysippus (African queen), 2874 nucleotides long. The record is from the annotation of a GenBank genome assembly. Lineage: Eukaryota; Metazoa; Arthropoda; Insecta; Lepidoptera; Nymphalidae.
AUGCACAUAGCGAGUGUUUUAGUGCGCAAUACCGCACUUCUUAAUCCCUCGAUUAGGCCUUCAUCGCAAACAGUUCGUAAUGUAACCAAAAUUGCAUCAUAUUGCAAGCCGGCAGGAAAUCGUUUUCUUAAUGGACACAAUUUGUACGGAACUCGCAACGCGAGGAUAUGCUCGUAUAACCAAGGAUAUGCGUCCGUGAAAAAGGUACAGAAUGUUAGACAUUAUUCAAAGAAGGCUAACCAGGAAGAAGAAGAAACAGCUGAUAUUAAGGACGACCCUCCAUUGUUCUCAAGUCAGCUACCAGCUACUGUAGCUGUGCCCGAAGUGUGGCCGCAAGUGCCCGUUAUUGCGAUUAAUAGGAACCCAGUUUUCCCGAGAUUUAUUAAGUUAAUUGAGAUAUCAAAUCCAGCUUUAAUAGAUUUAAUAAGGCGUAAAGUGAAGUUGAAUCAGCCGUAUGUUGGUAUAUUUUUGCGUAAGAAAGAAGAUGAGAAAUCUGAUGUUGUUUCGAGUUUGGACGAUCUUCAUGAUGUUGGAGUUUUCGCUCAAAUCCACGAAAUGCAGGAUAUGGAUUAUAAACUACGUCUAGUAGUAAUGGCCCAUAGAAGAAUAAAAAUCACCGGCCAGUUUAUAGAAGACGAGAUAGAAACUGGCCCGGCUGAAAUGAAGCUAAAGUUUCCCGUAUUUAACGUGGAAUUUAACGUUACCCGCGAAGAAUCGGACGCUGAGCGGCGUAGGAGGAAAUAUCGUAACACGAGACGACAACGUAACGACACCGAUGCGGAACAAGAGAAGGAAGUCCAGGAUACAAAGGAUGCUAAGAAACCUCCGCCCGAUCAGCUGAUGAUGGUGAAAGUUGAGAACAUGAUGCAUGAGAAGUUCCAACAAAACGAGGAAGUGAAGGCCUUGACACAGGAGAUCAUUAAGACCAUCAGGGAUAUCAUCAAUAUGAACCCUCUGUAUAGAGAAUCUCUGCAUCACAUGUUAGCUCAAGGUCAACGUGUUGUGGACGAUCCCGUAUACCUCGCAGACUUAGGCGCCGCCUUAACCGCCGCUGAGCCUAAAGACCUUCAGCCGGUUCUCGAGGAAAUGGAUAUUCCAAAAAGACUGUUACUUUCAUUAUCACUCUUGAAGAAGGAAUAUGAAUUGUCCAAAUUGCAGCAGAAAAUUGGUAAAGAAGUUGAAGAAAAGGUUAAACAGCAGCACAGGAAAUAUAUACUACAUGAACAACUCAAGGUUAUUAAAAAGGAAUUAGGUCUUGAGAAGGACGAUAAAGACGCCAUUGGUGAGAAAUUCCGUGAGAGGCUUGCAGAUAAAGUGGUACCACCUGCUGUUCAAACAGUGAUUGAUGAAGAGCUCAAUAAACUGAAUUUCCUUGAAAGUCAUAGUUCAGAGUUCAAUGUGACUCGAUGUUAUUUGGACUGGCUCACUUCAUUACCGUGGGGUGUGUCAUCAGAAGAGAAUUUAAAGCUAGAAGACGCACAAGUUAUAUUACAUGAAGAUCAUUAUGGCAUGGAGGAUAUUAAGACGCGUAUCUUGGAGUUUAUAGCGGUGUCUCAAUUGAAAGGCAGCACACAGGGAAAGAUUCUGUGUUUCCAUGGACCGCCCGGAGUAGGGAAAACUAGUAUAGCCCGUUCGAUAGCCAGAGCGUUAAACCGUAAGUACUUCAGGUUCUCAGUGGGCGGUAUGACAGAUGUUGCGGAGAUUAAGGGACACAGACGGACAUACGUCGGAGCUAUGCCCGGGAAAUUGGUGCAGUGUUUGAAGAAAACUAACACAGAAAACCCAUUAGUACUCAUAGAUGAAGUUGAUAAGAUUAGCAAAGGUGUUCACGGUGAUCCAUCAUCAGCCCUCCUGGAAUUGUUGGAUCCUGAACAGAACUCCAAUUUCCUGGAUCACUAUUUAGAUGUCCCCGUAGAUUUGUCUCGAGUACUCUUCAUAUGUACAGCGAACGUACUCGACCUUAUACCGGAACCGCUGAGGGACAGAAUGGAACUUAUAGAAAUGUCAGGAUAUGUGGCAGAAGAAAAACUAGCUAUAGCCCAGCAGUACUUGAUACCAACGGCUCGCAAGAACUGUGGUCUGACCGAGGAACAAAUAAAUAUAACACCAGAAGCAUUACACACACUCAUAAAGUCAUACUGCAGAGAAAGCGGUGUCAGGAAUCUACAGAAACAUAUUGAGAAGAUUGCACGUAAAGUAGCCUACAAGCUUGUAAAGAAAGAGACAUCUUCAUUAUCUGUGACAGAUGAAAACUUAUCAGAAUUAGUUGGCAAGCCGACCUUCAAACACGACCGCAUGUAUGAUGUCACACCUCCCGGAGUUGUCAUGGGGCUAGCUUGGACAGCUAUGGGUGGUAGUACAUUAUACAUAGAGACGGCUGUACGCAACACUAUGCAGGGUGAGAAGCAAUCCGGCUCGCUCGAGCUGACGGGUCACUUGGGGGAUGUGAUGAAGGAGUCGGCCCGGAUCGCGCUCACUGUAGCCAGAAACUAUCUGAAGGACAGACAGCCGACCAACGACUUCCUUAACACCAGUCAUCUUCACCUCCACGUACCCGAGGGAGCUACUCCCAAAGACGGUCCGUCAGCGGGAGUGACCAUCGCCACCGCCUUACUGUCCCUGGCGCUACAACGACCAGCCAACACACUCGCUAUGACCGGGGAGCUCACACUCACUGGACGAGUGCUGCCCGUUGGAGGAAUUAAAGAGAAGAUUAUAGCGGCUAAACGUGUGGGUGUGACUUGCGUGAUUCUUCCCGAGGAUAAUCGUCGUGACUUCGACGACUUGCCUUCCUUCAUCAGGGAAGGCAUCGACGUUCACUUCGUCAGCGUGUAUGAUGACGUGUUCAAGAUAGUCUUCGAUGGAAAGGUUUAA